This is a messenger RNA of Coccomyxa subellipsoidea C-169, 801 nucleotides long. Its product is annotated as S-adenosyl-L-methionine-dependent methyltransferase. The coding region runs from base 1 to 801 and encodes 266 amino acids. The transcript is spliced from 4 exons. NCBI's taxonomy places the organism in Eukaryota, Viridiplantae, Chlorophyta, Trebouxiophyceae, Coccomyxaceae. Gene Ontology annotation, molecular function: S-adenosylmethionine-dependent methyltransferase activity. The record is from RefSeq and is a predicted model, not a curated record.
AUGAGCAUUGACGAAUGUGAGAGGAGCGGGCGGCUGAUUGAAGAGGCAGCCGAGCAGCACAGCUUCCUGCCUGACCACAACUCCCAAUACCUGGAUGCCAAGUACUGGGAUGAGCGAUUCCAGAAGGAAGAGGAGUAUGAGUGGUUCAAGGGCUACAAGGAGUUUAGUCACCUGUUGAAGCCGCACCUGGAAGCUUCCUCCAGGAUCCUGGUGCUGGGCUGCGGCAACUCCUCCCUCACUGCAGAUCUCUUUUGCGAUGGUUUCCAGAGCCUCACCAGCGUCGACCUGUCACCGGCUGUCAUCGAGCGCAUGCGGCAGCGCGCGGCCGACAAGGGCAUGGGGGCAAUUGAGUGGAGAGUGGCAGACAUGCUGGACCUGCCAUUUGCAGACGGCAGCUUUGAUGCGGUCAUUGAGAAGGGCACCAUGGACGUGCUGUUUGUCGAUAAUGACUCACCCUGGUCUCCCCGCCCGGAGGUCUGUGCGCGCGUGCACCGCAUGCUGGCAGAAACCCACAGGGUGCUUGCCAAGGAUGGCGUGUUCCUGUCGGUGACCUUUGCGCAGCCGCACUUCCGGCGGCCCUUCCUGCAGGCUCCACAGUAUGACUGGGGCAGAGAUGUUGCCACAUUUGGCGAAGGGUUCCAUUAUUUCGUGUACGGCAUGCGGAAGGGCAAGCGCGCAGCGGAUGAUGCUGCGGCGGCUGAUCAGGGGAUGAAUGGGAGUAGUGACAGGGUCACGUUGAAAGAGAGCCCCAUGCAUGAACACAUGGAGCAGGAUGACUACCUGCUGCGGAUGAGCAUAUGA